UCUUUCACUUGCAAGAACCCCUUUAAGCAAAAAUGGCUACCGAGGGCAAGGAGCACCUUUCCAUCGUCAUCUGCGGUCACGUCGACUCCGGUAAGUCGACCACCACCGGCCGUCUCAUCUUCGAGCUCGGAGGCAUCCCCGAGCGUGAGAUCGAGAAGCUCCGCGCUGAGGCCGAUGCCCUCGGCAAGUCCUCCUUCGCCUUCGCCUUCUACAUGGACAGGCAGAAGGAGGAGCGUGAGCGUGGUGUGACCAUCUCCUGCACCACCAAGGAGUUCUUCACCGACAACUGGCACUACACCAUCAUCGACGCCCCCGGUCACCGUGACUUCAUCAAGAACAUGAUUUCCGGCGCCGCCCAGGCUGACGUCGCCCUCCUCAUGGUCCCCGCCGACGGUAACUUCACCACCGCCAUCCAGAAGGGCAACCACAAGGCCGGUGAGGUCCAGGGCCAGACCCGCCAGCACGCCCGCCUCAUCAACCUUCUCGGUGUCAAGCAGCUCAUCGUUGGCAUCAACAAGAUGGACUGCGACACCGCGGGCUACAAGCAGGAGCGCUACGAGGAGAUCCGCAACGAGAUGAAGAACAUGCUCAUGAAGGUCGGCUGGAAGAAGGACUACGUCGAGAAGUGCGUCCCCGUCCUCCCCAUCUCCGGCUGGCAGGGUGACAACCUCAUCAAGAAGACCACCAACAUGGGCUGGUGGUCCGGCGUCGAUGUCAUCGACUACGAGAUGAAGGGCGACAAGCACCACAUCGACACCCUCCUCGACGUCCUCAACGGCAUGGUCACCAAGCCCCCCCGCAACGACGCCGCCGACAUGCGCCUCCCCAUCUCCGGCGUGUACAAGAUCAAGGGUGUCGGUGAUGUCCUCGCGGGCCGCGUCGAGCAGGGCGUCGUCCGCCCCGGUGAGGAGGUUGUCUUCAUCCCAACCCACACCGUCUCCAACCCCUGUGUCGGCAAGGUGUUCACCGUCGAGAUGCACCACAAGCGCGUCGACGAGGCUCACCCCGGUGACAACGUCGGCAUGAACAUCAAGGGUCUCGACAAGAUCAACAUGCCCCGCACCGGUGACGUCAUGAUCUACAAGAAGGACACCACCCUCAAGGCGUGCAAGAACUUCAACGCCCAGGUCCAGGUUCUCGACGUCCCCGGCCAGCUCAAGCCCGGCUACUCCCCCGUCGCCUUCGUGCGCUGCGGCCGCUCCGCGUGCAAGAUGACUGAGCUCAUCUUCAAGGUCGGCAAGGAGACCGGUGGCAAGAAGAUGGAGUCCCCCGUCGCCCUCAAGUCCAACGAGGUCGCCGAGGCUGUCUUCGAGCCCCAGCACCCCUUCGUCGUCGACCACUUCAAGGCUUGCGACGGUCUCGCCCGCAUUGCGUUCCUCGACGGCAACACCGCCGUCAUGCUUGGCAAGAUCACCAAGGUCCAGUUCAAGGAGGACAAGUAAAGUGUUUGACGUUUGCUGCUUAUAAUAGACGUUGUAUACUUUGAAUCUCAUGAAAGACGUAAAAAUAAUCAUCGCAACCCAUAUUUAGCCCUCAUCCAAUCACGACCGUCUUCACCGUGACGGGCGCGCACGCUUCCUUGAGCCACGCCUUCACCUUCUCAUCCGUCACCCUGGGCGACACCUUCUCCCAAACGACCGCGUGGUACUGGUUCAGCCACGCCACCUCAGCACCCGACAUGAGAGAAAAGUCAAUCAGCUUCUUUUGGAUCGGUAUGUGCGUCAGGUAGUCAAACGUGAGGUACUUCUUGUCGCCAAAGUUGUGCGAGGUCUUCGCCUCCCUCACCACGAGCAGGUUCUCGAUCCUGAUCCCGAAUCCGCCGUCCUCGUAGUAACCCGGUUCGUUCGAGAGGAUCAUCCCGGGCACGAGGCCCGUCAUGUUCCCGAACCUCGGAGAGAUGCUCUGCGGGCCCUCGUGCACGUUGAGCGCGGCGCCGACGCCGUGGCCGGUGCCGUGCCUGUAGUCCAGCCCCGCUUCCCACAGGUGCCUACGCGCGAAGGCAUCGAGGACGAACCCGCUGGUGUCCUGGGGGAAAACCGCCGUGGUGAGUCCGAUGUGGCCCUGUAAGACGCGGGUGUACGCGUUUUUCUGGUGGUCGGUGGGCGUUCCGAGGUGGUGAGUGCGGGUCACGUCGGUGGUGCCGCAGUCGUACUGGCCGCCGCUGUCGCACAGGAGGAGCGAAUUUUGUCCCACCUUUCGUGCGCUCUCCACGCUGGCGCGGUAGUGGAUGAUGGCGCCGUGUGGUCCCUCGCCGGCGAUCGUCGCGAAGGAUUCCUCGCUAAACCCCGGUUGCUCGGCGCGAAACUUGGAGACCCACUCGCCGAUCUCGUACUCGUCCCACUCCUUACCCUGCGCCGCCUGCUCGUCGAGCCAGCACCAGAAGGACGCCAUCGCGACACCGUCCCGGAGGUGCGCCUCGAGCAUGCCCGCGAGCUCCGCCUCGUUCUUCACAGCCUUGGCUAACGGGAUCGGGGAGACGCCCUCCUUGAUGGUUUUCUUCGCGUCGUCGUUUUCCGUCUUUGCCUUUUUCUCCGCGGGGCCAGCCGCCGCGGCGGCCUCCUCGGCAGCCUCCACGAGCGCCACGCUCACCUUAUCGGCGUCGAUCCAGAGCGUCUUGCCCGCGGCGGCGGCGGCGCGCAUGUCCCCGGCGCAAUCGUCGUAUGGCUUGACGACGACGCCGGCCUCGUCGAGGUGCGCCCUCACUUCGUUCGUCACCUUGCCGAGGUCGACGUAGAGGCAGGCCUCGUCCUUGCUCACGAGUCCGUAGCCCAGGGUCACGGGGUUGUAAUCGAGGUCACCGCCGCGGACGUUGAAGAGCCACGCCACCUCGUCCAGCGGGGAGACGACCAGGACGUCGCUCUUGUUCUCAUCGAGCUUGGCGCGGAUGAAGUCAACCUUAUCGGCGACUGACUUGCCGCUGAACUCCGCCUUGUGAACCCUCAGCGGCGCGGUGGGAAAGGCCGGUCGAUCCGCGUCCCACACCGUGUCCACUGGAUUGACGUCGAGGGUGACCAGGGCGCUCCCGGCGGCCUCCAGGGCGGAUCGGAGGGCUCGAGCCUCGGAGAGGGAGUGCACCGCGGGGUCGACGCCAACCUUGGAUCCCUUGGCCAUCUUGUCGGCGAGCCACUUGGAGGGCUCGGGGACGCCGGGCUGCCCCCCUCGCAUGAGCGUCC
Molecule: messenger RNA, 3173 nt
Organism: Micromonas commoda
Lineage: Eukaryota; Viridiplantae; Chlorophyta; Mamiellophyceae; Mamiellales; Mamiellaceae
Gene: TEF1.1
Product: translation elongation factor EF-1alpha/Tu
Exons: 2
Coding region: 33-1442 (469 amino acids)
Biological process (GO): translation
Molecular function (GO): GTPase activity; GTP binding
Source: RefSeq, a predicted model, not a curated record